This is a messenger RNA of Chlorocebus sabaeus (green monkey), 1369 nucleotides long. RefSeq names its product chromosome 29 C14orf119 homolog (gene C29H14orf119). The record is from RefSeq and is a predicted model, not a curated record. NCBI's taxonomy places the organism in Eukaryota, Metazoa, Chordata, Mammalia, Primates, Cercopithecidae.
GGGGAGGUAAGCGGGGUGGAAGUACCUCUAUGGGCCGGGUCAGACUCGGUGUUUGCGGACUAUCCUAAUAGGGCAAGCCACCUACUCCUUAACGCAAACAGCUUCUGCCCUCUGUCCUCUGAAUCCCAGCCACUCCCAUCUUAGGCUUUUUUUUUGGUGGGGCCUGUGGAGGGGGGCGGAAUCGGAAUAACAAGCUCCGUGGCCUCCAAAGUGGGGAAGAGGCAGGCAGCACCGUGUCUUCGGACCCAGACUAUGAACUGAUUUAUGACGCUCAACUUGAGUUUUGAGUUUGCGUUUGCCUUGGAAGCCGUGUGGCAAGAUUCUGGGAAAAUUCUCCGUUUCUCCGAAGAAGAGAGUAAGUUCCCUUGGAGGAACUGCUUCCUGUAGGGCAAGAACUGAAAAAUGCAAGCGCCCUGAACCUUUUUGGAUGCCACUGGAGUCAUCCUCUUCAAUGCCGCUAUCCUUCCCAUCUCUCUUACCCUCAGUACCACACAAUACUAACCCUUCCCCUCCUCCGAUGUCUUACAUCACCUCCCAGGAGAUGAAGUGUAUUCUUCACUGGUUUGCCAAUUGGUCAGGUCCCCAGCGUGAACGUUUCCUAGAGGACCUGGUAGCUAAGGCAGUGCCAGAAAAAUUACAGCCAUUGCUGGAUAGUCUGGAGCAGCUUAGUGUGUCUGGGGCAGACCGACCACCUUCUAUCUUUGAGUGCCAGCUACAUCUUUGGGAUCAGUGGUUUCGAGGCUGGGCUGAGCAGGAGCGCAAUGAAUUUGUCAGACAGCUGGAGUUCAGUGAGCCAGACUUCGUGGCAAAGUUUUACCAAGCAGUGGCUGCUACAGCUGGUAAGGACUGAUAGGCAUUCAGACCAAAGAAGAUAACCAUAGCUGAUGGAGCCAAGGCCAUGACUCUCUACAAUGAUAAUUCAAAUGUGUCAUCUAAAGCUCUGGAACUGGUAUUCGGACCAGCUGACUGAACUCACUGACCAGUAUAGGCAUGGUUAUUUCAACAGUAAUAGCAUGUCAACUGGACUCCUAUUUGUAAAUAUUAUCAAUCUAAGCAAUCCCGCUUAUCAGUCUACUAGUUUGCUUCUUUCCAAGAGAUGUCAAAUGCUCAAGAAUUUGAUGGCUUCUUCUGCAGCUAUAACCAAAAAGAACCUACACAUUAUAACUCAGGCCCACUGCUGGCUCAUGAAGUGUGUAAAGUAGAACCCUCCUUCCCCAGAAAUAAGACAGGACAAUAAAAGGUGGCAUUUUUAUAAUUUACCUGGAUUCCAUUGGCUGGUUUUACCACUCCUAUCAGAUUCUAGUGUAAUUGUGUGAUACCCAAACCAUUAGUUUUCCCAGUGAUGAUUUAAUAAAAUUAUGAAAAAUCA